CGGGCGGGCUGUUAUAUACCAAGCCACGCUCACUCCUUCAACAUAUCGCGAGACUUCGGUUCUUCAAGGUUGUAGCCGCUAAUCUUCAGGAGCCGGGAUGGCGUCGGCUACCGGCCUUGUCCGGAGGCUUCGCAACUUUUUCUCAGGGAGAGACCUCCAAGCAAAACUGCAGCUGCGCUACACAGAGAUCUCCAAAAGGACACAGCCUCCUCCGCAUCUCCCUGUGGGGCCCAGCCACAAGUUGGCCGCCAAUUCCUACUGCGCUCGGGAUGGACGCAGAGAGACCUUCCCUCCGGUCAUCCUGGUCUCUCCACAGAAGGCUCUGCCAGCUGCCAGCCCGGAGUCUUCAGUUGCCACAGCAGAGAAGAAACCAGUCGUGCCAGGCUUUCAGCCUCGGAAAUGGGAUCUCUCGAAGGACGAACCCUAUUUGUGAUACAGGGCAGCACUCUAUCCCUAAAGCCUCUCUGCUAUGGAUUCAAUAAACCUGGCCCCUAACUUAAUUGAAA
Messenger RNA from Anolis sagrei ordinatus, 506 nucleotides. It is a transcript of the gene NDUFA7, whose product is annotated as NADH:ubiquinone oxidoreductase subunit A7. NCBI's taxonomy places the organism in Eukaryota, Metazoa, Chordata, Lepidosauria, Squamata, Anolidae. The record is from RefSeq and is a predicted model, not a curated record. Gene Ontology annotation, biological process: mitochondrial electron transport, NADH to ubiquinone; ATP synthesis coupled electron transport. Gene Ontology annotation, cellular component: mitochondrial inner membrane.